UUUUCCGUUUCGCCAUUUUCCUCCUCCACACCGGUGCUCGCGCUGACGGCUACGUAAUCGCCUCCUCUCGGUGACUUCGCCUGUCCAUAGCCGACGGAGCGAUACGGGGGACCCCGCAACGAAGACUGUCCGCCUCGUAGUUGUAUCGCCCCGAAAAAAGAGCGACGAUGUCCUCUGAGGAAGCCCCCGAGUACUCCUCCUUCUUCGCUGUGAUGGGAGCCUCUGCGGCCAUGGUCUUCAGCGCAUUAGGAGCAGCAUAUGGGACGGCGAAGAGCGGCACAGGCAUCGCUGCCAUGUCUGUGAUGCGGCCAGAGCUUAUCAUGAAGUCCAUCAUCCCCGUGGUCAUGGCCGGUAUCAUCGCCAUCUACGGGCUGGUGGUGGCUGUGCUGAUAGCAAACAACAUCUCUGACAAAGUCUCUCUUUACAAGAGCUUCCUGCAUCUCGGUGCUGGUCUGAGUGUGGGCCUCAGCGGGCUGGCAGCUGGGUUUGCCAUCGGCAUCGUGGGCGACGCCGGCGUGCGGGGCACCGCCCAGCAGCCUCGGCUCUUCGUGGGCAUGAUCCUAAUUCUGAUCUUUGCUGAGGUGUUGGGUCUCUACGGCCUUAUCGUGGCCCUGAUCCUGUCUACAAAAUAAGUGUCUGCAUCAAACACCAUCUCAUUCAUUCCACAUCAAAGCAGCAAGAACAAAUAGGAGAUAUUCACCUACUUCCAUUACACUCGUGGGUCUGACAGGAUGGGAUGGCAAUAGAACCGUGUUGACGGUCGUCUUUGACAGCUGUUUCCUCAGUAGAUGUGAUCUAUCCAUAUUGUUUAAAGCCAUCCAGUUGUGUCAGGUCCUGUAUGUACAACACGGGCAUGAAGAUGUAUUGGUUGUUAUGGGAUGAUGUGUGGACAGUCUGCUUGAUUUGUUGUCUGAUCUUAAUCUGUACAGUGAUCCAGAGUCCCUCCACCCCCUGUAAAUGUAGUAACCAGUCUGUGCUGUGAGUAUCAUUGUUUACCUCCCCCCGCCCAGACGCCCCUCCUUUGAAUUUUUGUUUUAUGUUGGUGGUUUCGAUGGUCAUGUUUUGUUUUGAGACUACUGAAAAAUUGUGCACAUUAGUAUUUUAUUUAUGUUCUUUUCUGGGACCAUUUUGAAUCACGGUAGUAAGAAGAUGUUACCUUUUUUUGCACUGUGUAUGAAAAGCUAUGAAGAUUUUGACUUAAACUGUCUAAAUGGAGUACUGUUUAUUGAAAAACCCUAUAUACAUAUACAUAUAGAAAUUAUCUGUGUAUAGUUAGAGUAAUUGCACUGUGGGUAAUUGUUCUUGAAAAAGUGCUUGAAAUCCUCUGGAUGUAGUGUGAUUAAUAAUGGAGGAUGUCCACAUGUUGACAGGUGACUGUAUGUGUGUGCGUGUGUGUGACCUGAGUGCAUAAAGCGUGCAAAUGGAUUUGUGUUUAAUAUGACAUACUGAAACACUAGUAUCGUUUACCUGUAGUGCUGCUGUCUUAAUUUUUCUUUGUUUUUGUUUUAUUUGGUUAAGGUAAGAGCUCAUUGUUCAGCCAUGCCUGUCAGAUUUCCAAAUAAAACUCAACCUCCUCCAGAAAA
Betta splendens (Siamese fighting fish) is the source of this 1583-nucleotide messenger RNA. RefSeq names its product ATPase H+ transporting V0 subunit ca (gene atp6v0ca). The transcript is spliced from 3 exons. Gene Ontology annotation, biological process: proton transmembrane transport. Bases 168 to 632 code for a protein of 154 amino acids. Gene Ontology annotation, cellular component: proton-transporting V-type ATPase, V0 domain. NCBI's taxonomy places the organism in Eukaryota, Metazoa, Chordata, Actinopteri, Anabantiformes, Osphronemidae. The record is from RefSeq and is a predicted model, not a curated record. Gene Ontology annotation, molecular function: proton-transporting ATPase activity, rotational mechanism.